Messenger RNA from Liolophura sinensis, 339 nucleotides. RefSeq lists its product as uncharacterized. Bases 1 to 339 code for a protein of 112 amino acids. The record is from RefSeq and is a predicted model, not a curated record. The transcript has 2 exons. Lineage: Eukaryota; Metazoa; Mollusca; Polyplacophora; Chitonida; Chitonidae.
AUGGAUGAACUGACGUAUCAUGCGGAAGACACCAAGCAUGAUACCCCACCGAGAUCGGCAAUUCGUCCAAUCGGCAAGAUGAAAACCAGCAUUAUUCUGUGUGCCGUGUUCCUUGUAUGUUUACUGCUGACUUCAGAGACGACCGCCUAUGGAGACAACGGCGGCAAUGGCAACGGAAAUGGCAACGGCGACAACGGGAAUGGCAAUGGUAAUGGCAACGGCAACGAUAAUGGGAACGACAACGGUGGAGACAACGGUGGAGACAACGGCGGAGACAACGGUGGAGACAACGGCGGAGACAACGGUGGAGACAACGGUGGAAAUGACGGCGAUAGUUAG